Rhopalosiphum padi (bird cherry-oat aphid) is the source of this 1084-nucleotide messenger RNA. RefSeq names its product exosome complex component RRP40 (gene Rrp40). The record is from RefSeq and is a predicted model, not a curated record. Gene Ontology annotation, biological process: poly(A)-dependent snoRNA 3'-end processing; TRAMP-dependent tRNA surveillance pathway; nuclear polyadenylation-dependent rRNA catabolic process. The transcript has a single exon. The coding region runs from base 305 to 1015 and encodes 236 amino acids. Gene Ontology annotation, cellular component: nuclear exosome (RNase complex); cytoplasmic exosome (RNase complex). Gene Ontology annotation, molecular function: RNA binding. Lineage: Eukaryota; Metazoa; Arthropoda; Insecta; Hemiptera; Aphididae.
CUGUGAUAACAAUAACAAUUUAAUUUUUUCAUGUUUAUUUGAUUAUUUCAUCGCGUGCCCUGUUACAGUAUAAGUGAGUAAAUUGUUUUUAAACUUUUUAAGUCAUAUGCCAUAGUGCUCAUAUUUUCUAUGAUCAGUGUUACUUUAUGAUAUUUCAAUAUCGGUAUUUGAGUGUUUCACGAUUUUAUAUUAUAGUAACACUAGUAACUAAUAAAGUAAUAAGUAAUUACUAGUUAAAUACGUGGAAUCUGUGGUUCUUUGGAGUGUGUUUACUUGUCUUGGAAUUUUAUACUUUUACUAAACAAUGACUUUGGUGGAUUUUAAUGAUGUUGUAUUACCAGGCAAUGACGUCUCCGAUAUAGUUCUUAAAGGAGAUACUUUUAAAAGAAGUGAAAAAACCAUUGGUCCUGGAUUGAAGAGUGUCAACAACAAAAUAAUCGUAUGUAAUAGUGGAGUAUUGAGAAGUAAAGAUGACAAAUAUUUUUGGAUAGAAUAUUUUAAAAAAAAAUACUCACCAGCUAAGGAUGAUGUUGUAGUGGGAAUAGUGGCUGCUAAAACAUCUGAAAUGUAUAAAGUCGAUAUUGGAGCUUCUGAACUAGCUACUCUUCCAUACUUAGCAUUUACAAAUGCUACCAAAAAAAAUAGACCUGAUAUUAAAGUAGGGAAUGUUGUAGCUGCUAAGGUUAAAGUGGCAACACCAUUUAUGGAAUCUGAGAUCAGUUGUGUAGAAUAUGCCAAUAGCAUUAUAUUAGGUCAGUUAGAAAACGGUUUUUUGUUAAAUGUUAGUUUAAAUUAUGCAUUGAGACUAAGGAAAUCAAAUUCAAAAUUACUUUACCAUCUUGGACUGAUGGUUCCCUAUGAAAUUGUCAUUGGAGCAAAUGGAAAAAUUUGGAUCAAUAGUGCGUCAAUACGUACAACCAUUGCUAUAGGAAAUGCUAUACUGAAGGCAGAACAUCUAGAAGAAGAAGAUAUUCCACAGUUAGUGAAAAAUUUUAAUAAAAGUUUAAAUGUUUAAAAAUGUAUUUGUCUACUAUUUUUCAUUGUAAAUUAACAAUUUGAUCAAUAAAAGAUUUUUUUUAAAAGA